AUGCAUUGGGCAGCAGUUGUGGCAAUAUUCUUUAUCGUUGUCACAAAGUUUUUACAGUACACGAACAAAUAUCACGAGAAAUGGAUCUCUAAGUUUGCACCAGGCAAUGCAUUAUCAAGAGAAUAUUCAGCCAAGAUGAAAGAACGUCAUGAAUUGAAAGAACAAAACAACUCCAUUUCUGCCCAGGAUAAUUAUGCAAAGUGGACGAAGAACAAUAGAAAAUUGGACUCUUUAGACAAGGAGAUAAAUAACUUGAAGAAUAAAAUACAAUCAGAAAAUAAAGCUUUUCAAGCUCAUCUUCACAAGCUGAAAUUAUUGACAUUAACGGUGCCUUUUUUUGUGUUCAAGAUUGUGUACGGUAAAACGCCUAUUUACAAGUUAAACUCUUCCACGAGCACUUUGUUCCCUACCUUUGUCACAGGCAUUUGGUCUCAAGGCUGGCUCUAUGUUAUAUUGCACCCGCUAAGAACAAUCUCUCAAAAAUGGCACAUAAUGGAAGGCAAAUUUGGCUUUUCUAAACUCGAUGCUAUGGCUUUACAGAGCGUCUCUCUAGGGAUCUGGAUUUGGGCUUUGAUGAACGUCAUAAAUGGUACAGAAUUUAUUGUUAACCAAUUAUUUCUGACUCCCAAAAUGGAAGCACCUGCAUUUGCUAAUACUCAAGAGGAAAAAAACUUAGAUUGUACCGACAAUAACGUUAUCCUAGAUUAG
Saccharomyces mikatae IFO 1815 is the source of this 708-nucleotide messenger RNA. It is a transcript of the gene GET1, whose product is annotated as GET complex subunit GET1. The record is from RefSeq and is a predicted model, not a curated record. The transcript has a single exon. Gene Ontology annotation, biological process: tail-anchored membrane protein insertion into ER membrane. NCBI's taxonomy places the organism in Eukaryota, Fungi, Ascomycota, Saccharomycetes, Saccharomycetales, Saccharomycetaceae. The coding region runs from base 1 to 708 and encodes 235 amino acids. Gene Ontology annotation, cellular component: GET complex.